AGUGUCAUACCGGCGACGGCUGUACAAACGGUGGCCUAGCGAAUAAAAAGUGGAUUAUAGAGCCCAAUUUGACAGGCUACACAAUGAGUCAGGGUAAGGAUAAUGCACGACUCAAGAGCUACAAGAACAAGUCCCUCAACACAGAUGAAAUGAGAAGAAGGAGGGAAGAGGAAGGCCUACAGCUUCGGAAACAGAAGAAGGAUGAACAGCUCUUUAAGAGGAGGAAUGUUGCCACAGUGGAGGAUGACGGCCUCCCCGAGGAGGAUGGGAUGGCGGAUAGCGGCUACCUGGAGUCCCAGGCUAACAACAUGGAUCCAAACACGGGUGGAGUGAUCUCUGAAGACAUGACUCAGAUGAUCUUCUCCAGUAGUCCUGAGCAGCAGCUAAUAGGCACUCAGCGCUUCAGGAAACUGCUUUCUAAAGAACCCAACCCGCCCAUCGAUGAAGUCAUCGCCACUUCAGGUGUGGUGGAGCGCUUUGUUGAGUUCCUGAAGAGGAAAGAAAACUGUACACUUCAGUUUGAGGCUGCGUGGGUGCUGACUAACAUCGCAUCGGGGACAUCCCAUCAGACUCGGGUGGUGAUCCAGGCAGGAGCUGUGCCCAUUUUCAUAGAGAUGCUCAGCUCGGAUUUCGAAGACGUACAGGAACAGGUAGGGAGGAAUCCUGAGUCACUGUGUUUGUUCUUCCAGCUGGCCGUCAG
Molecule: messenger RNA, 700 nt
Organism: Notothenia coriiceps (black rockcod)
Lineage: Eukaryota; Metazoa; Chordata; Actinopteri; Perciformes; Nototheniidae
Product: importin subunit alpha-5-like
Exons: 6
Biological process (GO): protein import into nucleus
Molecular function (GO): protein binding; nuclear import signal receptor activity
Source: RefSeq, a predicted model, not a curated record